Molecule: messenger RNA, 3018 nt
Organism: Acanthamoeba castellanii str. Neff
Lineage: Eukaryota; Discosea; Longamoebia; Acanthamoebidae
Product: RNA recognition motifdomain containing protein
Exons: 13
Coding region: 1-3018 (1005 amino acids)
Molecular function (GO): RNA binding
Source: RefSeq, a predicted model, not a curated record
AUGAUGCGUGGCGCUACGUUUAGGCCAUCGUCAGCUGAGGAAGCUCACAUGUGGGCCACCUACAACGGCCGCUCCUACUCGCAGCAGGGGCGUGAAUCCGAACAGACAUCAUCAAACGUUGGCAUCGACGGCCUUGCUCCUCAUGAUGACGCCGUGUAUAACAAGCCAACACCAAAGAUCCACUCCCCCAUUGGCAUCCCCGAGAGGGAAGAUAAGGAGAGCCCACCGCCUCACAUCGACACCCUCUUCCGAUCCUCGUUUCAAUCGGAUUUCAACUUGCUGGCGAGCCCCUUCAAGACUUCAUCUCUGUUCAGCCAGUUCUCUUUCUCCUCCGACUCCUCCUCUGCCACCUCCUCUCUCUCGCCGCCCCUGCCCGGCUCGCCCCUCCAGCAGCAGCAGCAGAGCCAGCUCGCGAGGGAGGCCGAGGACGACGACGAAGAGAUCGACAUGUCCUCCAUGUCCGACCUCGGCCUCAUCGACGAGUCGAUGGCCAUGCUCACCACCUCUUCCUCCUCCUCUGCCGCCGCCAUCAACAACGGCGCCUCGUACGGCAGCGUCGCUGGCUCGAACCGGCACAACGGCCUGACCGGUGGCACGACGUCGCCCACCAACAUGGCGCCAUCGCCGACGUCGGCUGCGGCGUCGCAGGCCGGGGCUGGCCUCCAGAGCCCGCCGGCGCUGUCCACGCUCGGCGAUCUGCGGGGCGGUGGCGAGCACCCCUACGGCGAGCACCCCUCGCGCACCCUCUUCGUCCGCAACAUUCACAGUUCGGUCGACGACGAGGAGCUUCGCACUCUGUUCUCUAACUGUGGCACGGACCUGAGCCUGCAGAUCCGCAGCAUGUACACGCAGUGCAAGCACCGGGGAUUCGUGAUGAUCUCCUACUUCGACAUCCGCGACGCCAAGACCGCCAUGCAGAACCUCCAGAACAAGGUCGUGCGAGGCCGGAAGCUCGACAUCCACUACUCGAUCCCCAAGGACAACCCGUCGGAGAAGGACCAGAACCAGGGCACGCUGGUGGUGUUCAAUCUCGACCCGUCGACGACGGACGAGGAGCUGAUGGAGAUCUUUGGCCAGUACGGCGAGAUCAAGGAGAUCAGGGCCACGCCCAACAAGAAGCAUCACAAGUUCAUCGAGUUCUUUGACGUGAGGCACGCCGAAAAGGCCAUGAAGUGCCUCAACAAGACCGAGAUCAAGGGCAAGAAGAUCAAAAUCGAGCCCUCCCGUCCCGGCGGCGGGGUGAGGAAGAACGCGCAGUUCAUGCACCACGGCCACACGGGCGUGGGCAGUCCGGGUCUGGGCCUCGGCCCGCAGCAGUCGCAGCACCUGCUGGCCCUGCCCAGCGGGCGACCGGGCAUGGAGGGUCUCGCGGAGGUGGGCGGCGUCGACGGACCCGACUCGUCGCAGCCGGCGCGCGGCCGGUCGACCUCCCUCCCGGCCUUCCCCGUGGCCGCCUCGACCACCACCGCGCCGGAGAACGCCGGCGAGGAAGCCUGGGUCUACCACUUCCCGCCCAUCGGCUCGCUCCACUCCAUGGGGCCGCUCCACCCUCCGCCCGGCAUCUACGCCAAGCGCUCCUCACCGCCCAUCCCGCUCGGAGGCGAGCCGAUGUGGAAUCCCAACAAUGGGAUGACGAAUCCGGGGAUGGCGGGUGGCCAGCUGCCCAACGGCGCGGACCCGGGUCCCUACCCGCCGAACGGGAUGCCGCGAUACUACGGCGCGCUGCCGCCCAUGUACCAGCUCCAGCAGCGGUUCAUUCCGGCGCCGGCGCCCGGUUCGUCGUGGCGUCCCAACACCGCCAACCCGGCCACCUCCCUCCCACCACAGCGCCAGCCUUCGGCCUACCUUGCCGAGAACCGCAUGCCGGCGAUGGGUGGAAUGGGGCCGGGCGCGAUGAACGGCAUGAACCCGAUGGGCGCCCACGUCCCGAUGAACGGCGCGCUGUUGCCCGGCAUGCCGCAAUCCGCCGGACAGAACCCGCACGCGCACCAGCACCAGGUGCACCCUCACCCGCACCCGCACGUCCAGUCUGUCAGCCCCGUCACGCCCGGUGCGUCGUUGUCCGCUCAGCCGGCCGGGCCGCCCAUCCUCUCGCCGCCCACACUGACGAUCGCGACGGUGGCGAGCUCGGUGGCGCCGUCAGCAAGCGGCAGCCUCUCGUCGCCGCAGGCCCAGAUGGCCGCUGCCCACCAGGGCCUGGCGCCGCCCAACAAGCAGCAGCCACAGCCGCCGCAGCAGUCGGGCAUGCUGGUGCCGCGGGGUCCUCGCGAGCGGGGCAUCACGUACCCGCCCGUGGGCGUGAAGAAGGCCAUGUCCCCAGCCGCCCUGCCCACGCCCCUCUCCUACCGCAACGCCGCCAGUCAGGCCUCGUCGGGCGUCGCCUCCGACUCCAAUAAUGGUGCCGGGCGCAAGGUCGGACGCGCUCGCUCCGACUCCAUCGACGAGAAGGACGGUGAUGCGUCGCAGUUCUCGCUGGACAUUCAGAAGGUCAACGACGGGCGUGAGAGGCGGACCACGCUCAUGAUCAAGAACAUCCCCAACAAGUACUCCCAGAAAAUGCUCCUGGCCGCCGUCGACGAGCACCACCGGGGCAAAUACGACUUCUUCUACCUCCCCAUUGACUUCAAGAACAAAUGCAACGUGGGGUAUGCGUUCAUCAACUUCAUCGAUUGCCUGUCGAUCGUGCCCUUCUACGACGAGUUCCACGGCAAGAAAUGGGAGAAGUUCAACAGCGAGAAGGUGUGCGCCAUCACCUACGCACGCAUUCAGGGAAAGAACAGCAGUCUGAUGUGCGAAGACCGCAAGUGCCGUCCCAUCAUUUUCCACAGCGAGGGACCGCACCAGGGCGAACAGGAACCGUUCCCCGUCGGCAACAACAUUCGCAUGCGACGCAAGGACAACGAGCGCGGCAAAGUGAACAAAGACAACGACCACAACAAGCAUUCUUCAUCUACAAUUCUCGAUCUCGACUCCGAUCCGACCUCCAUCAUCAUCUUCCUCGAUUUUGGCUUCUUGUAG